Messenger RNA from Plodia interpunctella (Indianmeal moth), 3332 nucleotides. Its product is annotated as arylsulfatase B-like. The transcript is spliced from 8 exons. Lineage: Eukaryota; Metazoa; Arthropoda; Insecta; Lepidoptera; Pyralidae. The record is from RefSeq and is a predicted model, not a curated record. The coding region runs from base 75 to 1874 and encodes 599 amino acids.
AAAUUUAGUGUGAUCCAAUAUCUGGUCCUAAACCCAUUAAAAUUAAAAAUAUUUAUAGUAUUUUAAAUAGAAAAAUGUUAAUUAAAGUUAUAUAUUUUGUGACUUUAUUCAUGGUUACAAAUUCCGAAAAAAAUGAGGAAGAAAAUCAAAAACCACACAUAGUUUUUAUUGUAGCAGACGAUUUGGGUUGGAAUGAUGUCAGUUUCCACGGAUCGGAUCUAAUAAUGACACCGAACAUAGAUGUGUUGGCAUACGAAGGAGUUAUACUGAAUCAGUAUUACACGGAUACGCAGGGGACCUCCUCCAUUAGCGCCCUGUUCACCGGAAAAUACCCCAUGCGGCUUGGCACCCAGGGCGCGUCGAUAUCGGCAUGUGAAGACCGAGGCAUACCAAUUUCGGAGCGACUGCUGCCGGCUUAUCUCCAGGAAUUAGGGUACUCCACGCAUUUAGUAGGCAAGUGGAACGUGGGCAAGUCUAGAGAACACUAUCUGCCCACUUUACGAGGAUUUGAUACUUUCUAUGGCUUCCAUGGCAGCUCUGUGGAUUACUAUACGUAUAAUCUAAUAGAGACGUGUGAUGGUAAAGAGUUUUUCGGUCUUAAUUUCUUUGACAACCUGGAUUCCGUGCAGAAUCUAAGAGGACAUUUGACUGAAAUAAUUACUGAUGAAGCCGUACAAAUAAUAAGAGAGCACAACACGUCAACGCCAUUAUAUCUGCACAUUUCGCAAGCAAGUCCACAUGCAGGCGGCGGCUUGGUGAAUCUGCAACCGCCUGUGGAAAGCAUAGCGGCAAACGAACACAUCGCACACUCUGCCCGAAGAUUGUAUGCAGGACAAGUUACAAGUUUAGACAGGAGCGUGGGUCAGAUUGUGGCAGCAUUAGCCGAGAAGGACAUUUUACAAAAUACUAUUAUACUUUUUGUAUCGGACAAUGGAGCAGCUCCAAUAGGUCAUUCACAAAACUUCGGAUCAAAUCUCCCUUUGAGGGGAAUUAAAGGAACUCCUUGGGAAGGUGCUGCUCGAUCAAUUGGAUUGAUUUGGCAGGCUGCUAUAUCUCCUAAAGUUUAUGACGGCUUAUUUCAUGUUUCUGAUUGGCUUCCUACAUUAAUGAACGCUGCAGGAGGAAACAUCGUUAAAGGCAUAGACGGUACAAAUCAAUGGGAUGCUAUAAUCAAUGACGAAGAAAUAAAACGUAAUGAUUUACUGAUUACUAUAGAUGAUUUAAAUGGAUGGGCUGCAUUUAGAGAAGGAGAUUUUAAAAUAAUUGUAGGAGAUGUUCCGAAAAAUAUUAGCAAUUACCAUGGUAAAGAGUUUGAUGCGACCAGAAGCGACGUUCCCACAUAUGAGACUCUGCUUUAUGAGUGUGAUACCGCUCGAGUGUUGAGAGAAACAUUAAAUUUGAUACUUGAUAUCGAUUUAGCUUUUAUAAAACGUAAUGAAUCUGUUUCCGCAAAUUUUGCGGAUAAUAUAGAAAAUUUGUGUUACCCAACCAAAGAUAAAGGAUGUCUUUUUAAUAUAACGGAAGACCCGUAUGAACAAAAUGACUUAUGGUAUACUUCGCAUGAUGUGGUAAGACACAUGACCUUGCGUUUGAGGACCCUGUGGACUGAAGCGAAGCCACGGAGAGAACCACAACUCAACCUUAGAGCAGACCCGUCGACAAAUAACUACAUUUGGUUUAGCUUCGUAGAAAAUGACGAAGUAACUGACGAGUCUCCUCUUGCAAUGCCUACAUUUCCGCUUCGAGUUUCUUUAGGGGAAGUGCAGUAUUUGGUAAACUUAAACCUGGGUAUGUUAAAAAACAAGAUGAAUGACUAUAUAACAAGCAUGGGCGAGUCAUUUGUGAAAAGUGUGAAAGGACUGUUCGCUUUCUAAUAAAGACUAGACCUAAUUUUGUAUGUAAGUAUGUACCUAUCCGAAACAUUAGUUAAAAGUGUUAAAUGAUCUAUCUAUUAAAAAAAAAACAUUAUCGUUUCCUACUUCUAUAUGAAACAAAGAACUCUCAACUAGACUGAAUGAUCUGUACCUAAAAAUAAAUAAUGGAUCAGAUAUUUUAACUACGAAGCGUGAAAUUCGAUCCUUUUGACUUUGAUUUCCCAGCGCAAAACUUGUGAUUAAUUCCACAACAUAUAUUACAUAACAAUAUAGACAAUGUAGUCACGUGUAUCGUGGGUGGGACUGCCUAAAAUACCUAACGAACUUCAAGAGCCGACGAUGUGUUGUGUCAUCGCUUCGCCGCCCGCCCUUUGAUCAGACCACGCGAGCAUUAAAAAGGAAAAUUGGUCAGCUUUUCGGGUUCGCACGACUGAAAGAGCUUAUUAUAUAUAAUGACAAAUAGAAAUAGAAGCCAAUAGGGGAUCAAACUUAUAUCACACAUUCAUAAACACGUGAAUAUUCAUACUCAACUGGAUUUUUAAAUACAGAGAGAAAAUAGAAAAUUGCUCGGAAUAAAGCUUUUGCUGGAAUGAAAUUGUUUCAUGGCAAUUCAUAUAGGUUUUGAUAUUGUAGCAUCAUUCCUUUGUACAUUGUAUGAAAUUUGUUAUUUAUAAUAAUUAUUUAUGUUAAAAAAGAAGCGUCGGAAAUAAAUUAGUCCUAAAUUAUUAUGUAGAAAUGUCAGAUAUUGAUGAAUUGGAGAGACAGAAAUUAAUUAAUUGGAAAAAUAUUAUUAAAGGCAGCGCCAUCGUUUGUAAUGUCAGAGGUCAGGAGGUGGUGUGGUUUCUAGCUAUGUAGACACCGACGAUUGCGAAUUAUAGAGUUUUGGAAUUUUUGUAAGAUUGGAUGUUUGGUUUUUUGCAAUUUAACACAAAAUCACAAAAAUUUUGUACUUAGAAAUUCUCAAGGGCGGCCACGGAACAUAAGUACCUUAACGUAACGGUACUUAUUAACGUUUUUAGAAAAUGUAAAGGUACGUAAAGUAAUAAAAAAUAAAUUAUUGAUUUCCGAACAGCGCUGUUUACGAUAACGUCCCUUAAGAUAUGGCGCGUAAACACACUUUUAUAUGGGGUUUCGUUUUCCGCACUCUCGGAAUAACAUUCGUUCGUGAGAAUUGAACUAAACGCUCUAAAUCGACUUAGUAUUGCCGUCAUAAAUCUCUUUAGCCGAAGAGCCCUCUAAUCUAAGCUUCAACUCAACAAGAAAUAUACGAUCCCUCAGGCUUUGUACUGUAUUCUCACGAGACAGGGUGAAAGGAUUGCUAUGUAUGGUAUGAUUAUAAUAAGUCGAUAUGUAAGUUCCGUUCAAACAAACAGUCGUCGACGAAAUCUUGGUUGGUACCUACUGAAAAAUAUUAUGAACAUUGCAAAUUGAGUACCUAUUAAAAUUAAUGACUUUAAA